GAUUGUCCGGCUACUGGUGGAGAAUCGCGCCAGUCCAGAGUCGGAGGCUACCGUGGAUGCCAAACUGCAUUAUUACCCCAUCCAUGACGCCGUCUGGUUCAACCAGAUCAAGUCCGUCAAGAUGCUCCUCCAGAAGAAGGCAAAGGUUCAUGCAGAGAACAAUGACAAGAACACCGCACUUCAUUUGGCUGCAAUGCUCGGCCACGAUGAUAUGGUGGAGUUCUUGCUGUAUGAACGGACCACCUUCCUGAAAAUGAAGGACGGUACCUCAAAGAAGGAUGGGGCAAAGCGAGAAAACAAGCUCCUGGUCACCAGCACCAACAAAGAGGGGAAGGAUGCCCUGCAGCUGGCAGUGGAGAAGGGGCAGUUCUCAGCCUUCCGGCUGAACCUCUUCACCAAUGCUCAGCUCUUGGACAUCGAGUCCGGAGACCGCGCGGAAGCCUUUCUCCAGGUUGCACGCAACUGCCCCGAUGCUGCAACAGCGCUGCUUCGCUCAGAGUACCCGGACUCCAAGCACGCCAGGAACUUCGCAGAUGGGAUCCAGCUGGAUGUAGGGAAUCUUGCGCCAGAACUUGAAGUGUUCGAUGCCGAGAAAUAUGCCACCUUCCUGCGGGUCAAGAAGCUGUGCGAGCUCAUUGAGGUCGCGCCACAGUCGGCUGUCGACCUGUUGGACAUGCUUACCGCCAAGCCGAAGGAGGGUAACAAAUUCCACAGGCCGCUGCCAGUUCGCGCGAACAUUCCAGUGGAUCAAGAAGCCUGCCGACUCUCUUGUGUGUACAUCACCGAGAUGGAGUGGACUUGGAAUGCAUCCGAAACAAGACCUCCGGCAUGGCAGGAUCAACUCGCGCCUCCGGAUCCCAAGAAAAGUCAGGAGGUCAUGGUGAAAGUGCUCCUGCUGCCAGGUGUCCUGAACUGUGAGAUGGUCCACUGUUUGGCCGCCACAAAAGAUCAGCGCAUCUUCACCAAACUGGUGAUCCAUGCGCUCCUCAAGCACCUGUGGCAGGCCUUCAGGCCGAUGUUUCUCAUCGAUCUUGGCCACCAGAUCCUCGCGAACGCGGUGAUCUGUUGGUGGAUUUGGGGAUCUGGUCAGGUCGAGUCCCCUAAGAUUCUGAGAUGCGCGCUGUGGGGUCUCUUGGCCUCGGAAGGUGUAUCGGAGUGCUUCACCUUCGUUUGGACGCUUGCGCACGGCUACAAGCGACUUAGUUUGACUCUUCUCCUCCGCUGGGUGAAGCGC
Molecule: messenger RNA, 1234 nt
Organism: Symbiodinium pilosum
Lineage: Eukaryota; Dinophyceae; Suessiales; Symbiodiniaceae
Source: the annotation of a GenBank genome assembly